Molecule: messenger RNA, 3749 nt
Organism: Fopius arisanus
Lineage: Eukaryota; Metazoa; Arthropoda; Insecta; Hymenoptera; Braconidae
Product: band 4.1-like protein 4A
Exons: 16
Coding region: 1488-3698 (736 amino acids)
Cellular component (GO): cytoskeleton
Source: RefSeq, a predicted model, not a curated record
CUCGGGUGUUCCACAGGUGGGGAACAUCAUUGUGGAAAGUCUCUCAGGAUCACAGCAAAACAUCCCUGAAUAUUCAUAGUGUCACCCUUGUAACUAAUAAAAACACGGGGUGCAUUUAACUUGCAAAUGGAGGUGUCGUGGAUUAGCAGAACAAGCCCCUAUCAAAAACCUGAAACCAGAUCGUCGAGACCAGUUGACCCACUUAAAACCGUGUCAACGGCACGUCCAGAGGAACCCAACAGAGGUUUAAAUAAAAAAAGAUGCAUUGAAAAAGUUGAAAAAAAGAAUAGAAGUCCAUUGACAAGUCCAUAGCCUUUCCGAGAAUAAAAACCCUUUUUCUUGCACAAAACUCGAAGAGACUCCAGUAAAAAGAGGAACAACUUAAAAAAAAACGUAGAAGCCUAAAAAAGGGCAAAAAGAAUGGAUGUGUACCAGUGCGCCUGGAAGAGUCGCUGAAGAGUCAUCAAGAAGAUGACGAGUGGAAUCGAAAGGGAUAGCGGGCACGCGUUGCGUAUACAAAACAAAAAGUGAGAAAACUAUAAAAAAAAAAACCUCUGGAAGAGUCGAGUGCCUUGAAUCAGUGCUGGUAGCACGAGAUCUUGUCCCCCAAAACCGUAAAAACCGAGGAAGAAAAGCGGAAGAGGGCCAGAAUCAGAGAGCAUCACCGAGGAGUCCAUCAUCCACUGGAGAAAAUAGACUGAUUUGUCCCCUCGAGACAGAAACUAAUGACGACCAGUGAUUAAAGAUAAAAUGCCCGAUGGUGUCAGCUGUACGUUCGUCCCUGUCGUUUUGGUAUCACGAUGAAGGCUUCUUGGUUGUUCUCAGCGUCAUGUACAUCUCCAAGGUGUAUUUUCUGUAUCAUACGUGUGUGCGCACGGCCAUGGAUACAACAUAACGAAAGGAAAGGCAGGGAACGUGAAGAGGAGGUGGGAGAUGACGAGGGUGGAGGAAGGGGGGUAGAUGAGGCCGGUGGCAGGAGUGAAGGCAAAGAGGCAAAGAGGCAUAUUCCAAUAGUCCGGUUGACUCGGCUCAGUCCGAUCCAAACCACUGCCACGGUCACCACUUCUGUACUUCAAUGCUUUUUUGAAUAAACAACCGAUUGCCGCCACUCGUAACUCACCCCAAUACACGACAAUCCGGAUAAAUUCAAAUGCAUUAAUUCAGUGGACAAUCUGUACCUGUGACGUGCUUUGUGUUUUUGUACAUCAGCGUCUUAUCAUUUUUAAGAGGUUCACUGAAGAACUUUUUACUCUGCAAGUUGACAAGUCUUCACAUGGAGGUGACAACGGGCUCCAAUCACAGGAUGAAAGAAAAUGGAAUAAAUUGAAGCUGAGGAAACGAGCUGAGAGGGAAUUAGAUAGUCAGCACCGAGGAUCAAACAGAAGUGGGUGAGAAGAGGAGAGGAAGGGUCAGGGUUCAACCAAGAGGCGUUAAAUAAAAUUGAAAGAAAAAAAAAGAAGUGGGAAAAGGAGUGAAGGGGGAAAAGGAUGGUGGUCGAAUGGCUGUGUCCUGGACUGAGGCCCACUGGUAGUCGCAGGCCUCGGAUUCUCCACUGCAAGGUCAUUCUUCUGGAUGAACACGAAUUACUGCAGGAUGUACUUAGUUCAAAUCUGGGUCAAGAGUUACUGGACCGUGUCUUCCGGCAUCUAAAUCUCCUGGAGACGGCGUACUUCGGUCUUCGUUACCUGGACCACGAGAAUCAGACACAAUGGCUGGACCCGAGUAAAAAAAUAGCCAAGCAGUUGAAAGUGAGGAAGGGUGAUCCCAUGCCCGACACUCAUACCCUCUAUUUUGGGGUGAAAUUCUACGCCGCCGAUCCCUGCAAACUCAUCGAGGAAAUCACGAGGUAUCAAUUCUUCCUGCAAGUCAAACAGGACAUUGUUCAGGGGAGACUUCCAGUUUCAUUCGAUUUGGCUGCGGAACUUGGCGCUUAUGUUGUACAGUCGGAACUCGGUGAUUACGAUCCCAGGAGGCAUUCCCUCGGAUACGUCACGGAAUUUAGAUUUCUGGCCAAUCAAACAGCGGAACUUGAGGCCAGAAUCGUUGAGCUCCAUAAAACACUUGUGGGUCAACUCCCCUCCGCUGCGGAGCUCAAUUACUUAGAUAAAGUUAAAUGGCUGGAAAUGUACGGAGUUGAUUUGCAUCCAGUAUUGGGGGAAGAUAACGUCGAGUAUUUUCUCGGCCUCACACCCAGCGGAAUUAUCCUUCUCCGGAAUAAAACUAAAGUGGGAAAUUAUUACUGGCCACGGAUCAAUAAAAUAUACUAUAAGGGUCGUUACUUCAUGCUCCGAGUGAGUGAAAAGAAUUCGGAGGAGCGAACCCAUGGAUUCGAGACACCAUCGAGAGGUGCCUGUCGUCACUUAUGGAAAUGCUGCCAAGAGCAUCAGUCUUUCUUCAGGCUGAUGGCGACAGGUCCACCACCACUGAGUCCGUACUCUCGUUUCCGCUCUUACAGUCCACCGACCUCUGAAAAACAUCAGGGCUCAAUUCGUCGUAAUCCACCACCAGCAUUUCAACGUGCACCGAGUCGUCGGGCCCAGAGGCGUGUUGUUGAGGGCCAGGAGAUGGUUGGACCGUUUGUUGAAACUCCAGCAAUCGAUCGUAACAUUACGAUCAACUCGAGUAACUGCAGUGCCUCGAGGCACGUUAAUAAUUCCAGCCCAAGAAGCACUAGGAGUGCACCGUGGACACAGAGUCAACCUCGUGGACUUUAUACGUCAUCGAGUCCACGUUCCGUCAGAUCGGCAGGCACUGCACCUGCUCUACUGAGUCGCCUUCAACGGAGAAGUUCCUCGGUGGAGAGCCAGAGCUCUGGUGACAGUCACAGUCGAAGUGGCCACAGAAGAAGAAGCCACAGCCACAGUCACAGAAGACACAGUCGCCACUCGGAUUGCGAAUCGGAAAUGUCUAGAGGCUCUGACAGUAGAUCCGGUCACAGAAAACACCGGAGAAAACACCGAAGCUCUAGGAAUUCACGACACGAAUUGGUGGACUCGGAGCCACAAUGGAGAGAGGCCCAGAGGAGAAAAGGAGAAGGAGUUCAAAGAGCCGUGGUCAGUCACACAGAGCCCAGGAGACGACACAGAAGUAGACACCGGUCCCCAUCUCAAAAAUUGCCAGACGAGCUUAGAAAACACUUAGAGUUUAGUUUAAUCGACACUUCAGGAAUGAGUGAGCAACAGCGUCGUGAGAUAUCCUACAAAGUGGUGCAAACUCAGGGGCUCACUCAGGUGCACCAGCAGUCGGUGAAUCCUCGUCUGAAUGGCGUAGAUGCCUCGUUACCACCUAGACCGAUUUCGACGAUCGACAGGCGAGAGAGACGAGUGCGUCACAGUCGAGAGGGAAUUUACGAGGCAACAUCGAUAAGGUCCAGUCGAUAUGAACCAAAGUAUCCGGAUGUUAGGUACGAUUAUGAGAGGAGAGAUUGUGACACGAGUGCACGAAAUAGCCGAGUACUCGUGGGAAGUAAUGCUGACAGUGGACUUGGGGAGAGCACACCCCAGGAUUUCUCCAGCUGCUGUUCCAGCUCAGCCGACAGCACGAGGGCACUACGAGUGACGCAAAUGCCACUAUUGGGAGAUGGGCGCUAUGAUCUGCCUUCGAAUCAAGAAAAUUCGUCUGUUGAUGCUACUCUGGAUGCAGUACUUCAGCCAAUUAUCUCAACAUUAACGCGAAGAUCUAGGAGCCACCCCAAAUGAAGAACUCGGAAAUCAUCACCAGGGAGUCAAUGUUUUUUUACACUUAAUAAA